Anopheles nili is the source of this 1779-nucleotide messenger RNA. RefSeq lists its product as uncharacterized. The record is from RefSeq and is a predicted model, not a curated record. The coding region runs from base 1 to 1779 and encodes 592 amino acids. The transcript is spliced from 3 exons. NCBI's taxonomy places the organism in Eukaryota, Metazoa, Arthropoda, Insecta, Diptera, Culicidae.
AUGGUGCUGGUGUGUGGCCUGUGGGUUGUAGGGUUGGCCGUGGUUCUGCGGCCUUGCUCGGGUGCACCCUCACUCGCAGCCAAAUCCUGGCCCUCGAUGAAGACGUACGACAUCUGGGGACCACCGCGUGAUGGUGGCGAGUCAGGGGCAAGGUCGAGCAGCGAUUCCUUCGACCCAGUUUCGCGCCACAACGGUACAACCGGUUCCGGAGGGCGGCGUAGUCGGUACAGCUACGACGUCGAGCCGGGCGCUUCCUUCUACGGUGACGCAAGUCGAGCGAACGAUGGUUCGGCCACGGGAAGACGUUCCGCGAAAGUGUUGAACUUCCUGCCGGUGCCGGUCGAUGACGAGUGCCUUUCGGAUGAUGGACGUCGAACCGGCAUGUGCAUGAACGUGUACGAGUGUCGCAUCCAGGGUGGUACGGCUCGAGGCCAGUGUGCGCUUGGCUUUGGCGUGUGCUGUGUGUUCGUCGCCACCUGCAACGAAGAGAUCGUCAACAACAUCACGUACUUCGUGUCUCCAGCUUUCCCGGGGAUCGUGCCCAAAACCCUCGAGAGCUGCAAGCUACGCAUCAAACUCAUGAACCCCGACAUCUCGCAGCUAAAGCUUGAUUUCAUCCAUUUCGCGCUCGGUCAACCAAACCGCCGGACGGGCGUGUGUGAGGGUGAUCUUUUCCGGUUAGCCGGUGGAGUCUCCCCUUUCGACUUGUGCGGACAAAACUCGGGCCAACACCUUUACUACGAUCUGAGCCCAAAGAGCCGUGCCGACGAGCUGAUCGAACUGGAGAUGAAUUUCGCCUCGCGUUCGUUCGCCCAACGUCUGUGGGAAAUCCGCGUGUCUCAGAUCCCGUUCAGUCAACGAUCACCCACCGGUUGCAUGCAGUACUUCACAGGCACGGAGGGUCUCAUACAGACGUUCAACUUCGCUGAGAAUGGCCGGUAUUUGGCCAACCAUAAUUAUCGCGCUUGUAUUCGCCAGGAAAAGGGCAUGUGUUCGGUUGCGUACGAGCCUUGUGACGAUCAGUCCUUCCGGAUCGGGUUACCUGGGUCGGGAGGAUCUUUCGGUGGUGCUGGUGGUGGAGGUGUUCCAGCAGGACCCCUAGCUUCACCCGGGUUCCCUGGAGUCCCAGGUGCGACCGGAACGGGUCCAUUCUCCGAUCCAUCGCUGGCGGACGAUCCACUUGCUCCGGCGGCGGACAUUCCGGUGGAGACGGCUCCCAUCGCUGAUCCUGUCGUGGAAGCACCUCCAGAGGCACCUCCGGCAGCGGAUCUAGAACCAGCUGCAGAUGAACCUGUGGCGGCUGAAACAGACCCCGAGGAGGUAGCCGCCGAUGAUCCGGAGGCGGUCGCGGAUGAUGAAGGUUCCGGCGGUGGUACGGGUGGAUUUUUCGACGGGUUUUUUCCAUCGUUUUUCUCACGCAGCAUCUUCGACGAGGAUGGGGAUGAGAACGAUCGUAAGGAUGGCCGGCGACGUGGUCGUUCAGGACGGUUGCAAGGAUGGCAGAGCCGUCAGUUCGAGGGAAUAAAUUGUCUCGAUCGAAUCACGCUGCCGUGCAUUGUGGAAGAUUUCAUCGGUGUUGGGAUGGGUGAUUUGCCCACGUGCAGACCUGUGCACUGUGGGAAUUCGCUUUGUCCACCGGGAGUUUCACCGUGUCGCGUGGAAACGUCGGUGACUCCGUUUCGGUUGGGGAUACACUUUGGUGAGGGCAUUGAUCGGGGCAGCCCAGAAGACAAUAUAGGUGCGUGCAUCCGUUACAAUCAGAUUCCGUGCGCGGGAUAG